UAUAGAUUGCUCAUAGUUAUUAAUGAAAUGGUUGCAGAAAAAAUAAGAGAUAGAAGUAAUGGUGAUGUAGCGGUUGACUCCUAUCAUAAGUACAAAGAAGAUAUUGAACUCAUAAAGGAUUUGAAUAUGGAUGCUUAUAGAUUCUCCAUUUCUUGGUCUAGAGUUCUACCAAAGGGAAAGCUUAGCGGAGGUGUAAAUCCUGAAGGAAUAAAAUACUACAACAAUCUCAUCAACGAAUUAUUGGCUAAGGGUUUGCGACCAUAUGUGACACUUUUUCAUUGGGACGUUCCCCAAGCUUUAGAGGAUGAGUAUGGCGGUUUUUUAAGGCGUCGCAUUGUGUGAGUGACACCAAUUUCA
Molecule: messenger RNA, 357 nt
Organism: Lathyrus oleraceus (garden pea)
Lineage: Eukaryota; Viridiplantae; Streptophyta; Magnoliopsida; Fabales; Fabaceae
Product: cyanogenic beta-glucosidase
Exons: 3
Coding region: 28-342 (104 amino acids)
Biological process (GO): carbohydrate metabolic process
Molecular function (GO): beta-glucosidase activity
Source: RefSeq, a predicted model, not a curated record